AUGCUGGGCCAGCUUCCCUAUGUGCCUCUGUUUACCGAAUCAAAUGCAGAAUACACGGAAUUUUAUGAUCUCGACAAAGUGGAUGGCCAUUCGGAUGGCUGGAUGAAACAGGACCGAAUUCUUUUUUGUGUUCCACUCAGAGAUGCUGCAGAACAUAUGCCGAUGUUUUUCUCACACAUGCGGAAUAUGACAUAUCCGCAUCAUCUUAUUGAUUUGGCAUUUCUUGUCUCAGAUUCGAAGGAUGAUACUAUGGGGCUUUUAGUGACAAUGCUUAGGGAAUUACAGAAUGAUGAGGACCCAUCGAUUCAUUUCGGAAACAUUGAAAUAUUUGAAAAGGACUUCGGUCAGGCAAUCGGUCAGAGUUUUAGUGAUAGACAUGGAUUUGCUGCUCAAGGACCACGUAGAAAACUUAUGGCCAAGGCCCAGGAUCUCAUGCACCACGAUAAAGAUGUGAUAGUUCCGAAUGUUUGGAGACCACUUCCCGAUUGGUUGGGAGGUCAACAACCAUAUGACUUGAAUUCUUGGCGUGAGAGUGACGGCGGGCUACAAUUAGCCGAUACGUUGGAUGAGGAUGCGGUUAUUGUUGAAGGAUAUGUUGAAUAUGCCACUUGGAGACCUCAUUUAGCAUAUUUGAGGGAUCCAUACGGAGACCCAGAGACGGAAAUGGAACUAGAUGGCAUAGGAGGUGUUUCUAUUCUUUCCAAAGCCCACGUGUUUCGUGAUGGUGCACAUUUUCCGGCCUUUUCAUUCGAAAAGCAUGCUGAAACUGAAGGAUUUGGUAAAUUAUGCCGUAGGAUGGGUCUAUCGGUGGUCGGUCUUCCUCAUUAUGUUAUAUGGCACAUCUAUGAACCAUCGACUGAUGAUUUGAAGCACAUGGAAUGGAUGGCUCAGGAAGAAGAGAAAGCAGAAAAGCGGAAAGAGGUGAUGAAGGUGUACAAGAAAGUGUGGAAAGCCGGAUUUGAAAACGUGCAAAAAGGCUGGGAAGAUGAAAGAUUACGUGUGCUUAAAAACUCUGAUCCGGUCCGUCUUUCCAGAAACGUCCGUGUUGACUGGAGUGAUUGA
Brettanomyces bruxellensis is the source of this 1062-nucleotide messenger RNA. It is a transcript of the gene ANP1, whose product is annotated as Mannan polymerase II complex anp1 subunit. The record is from RefSeq and is a predicted model, not a curated record. NCBI's taxonomy places the organism in Eukaryota, Fungi, Ascomycota, Pichiomycetes, Pichiales, Pichiaceae. Gene Ontology annotation, molecular function: alpha-1,6-mannosyltransferase activity. Bases 1 to 1062 code for a protein of 353 amino acids. The transcript is spliced from 2 exons. Gene Ontology annotation, cellular component: mannan polymerase complex. Gene Ontology annotation, biological process: protein N-linked glycosylation; cell wall mannoprotein biosynthetic process.